CCUGCUCCAUUUUCGUUUCUGCUCUUCCGCAUUCUUCACCGAAUCAAAUACACACAUAUUUCACCUAUACAUACACAUUUUAAACUCACACAUACAGAGAGAAAGGCCAAUUAAUGGCGUCUAAGAAAUCGCUACCUCUGUUUUCGCUGCUGCUGUUCGCCUUUGUCGCCGGAGCUCUGUGUAGAAUCCAGAAAGUCGAAGAAUCAGCUAUUUUGAGUGCGGUUGAGAAAGAGGAGUUUCUGUUGCAGAGGUCUCGUAAUUCGACGGCGUCGGAAAAGUUGGGAGGAAUUGAGGAAGAGGAGUAUUACAAUGAACACGCAGUUGAUGAUCCAGAAGAGGUGGCAAGAAUGGUAGUAAUGGCCACAAGAAACAGCACGGAGAGGAGAAAACUCGGUUUCUUCUCAUGCGGAACCGGCAACCCCAUCGACGACUGCUGGCGCUGCGACCCUAACUGGCAGAAGAACCGGAAGCGCCUCGCGGACUGCGGGAUUGGCUUCGGUCGCAACGCCAUUGGUGGCCGCGACGGCCGCUACUAUGUGGUCACAGACGCUGGCGACGACGACCCUGUCAACCCGAGGCCGGGCACCCUGCGCCACGCUGUCAUCCAGGACGAGCCUCUGUGGAUCGUCUUCAAGCGCGACAUGGUCAUCACGCUGAAGCAGGAGCUGAUCAUGAACAGCUUCAAGACCAUAGAUGGACGUGGUGUCAACGUGCACAUUGCUAACGGCGCAUGCAUCACGAUCCAGUUCGUUACGAAUGUCAUCAUCCAUGGCUUGCACAUCCAUGACUGCAAGCCGACUGGUAAUGCGAUGGUGAGGAGCUCGCCCUCGCAUUACGGCUGGAGGACUAUGGCGGAUGGUGACGCGAUUUCCAUCUUUGGGUCGAGCCAUAUUUGGGUCGACCAUAACUCGCUGUCUAACUGCGCGGACGGGCUUGUGGACGCUGUCAUGGGAUCCACUGCCAUCACCAUUUCCAACAACUACUUCACACACCACAAUGAGGUGAUUCUGUUAGGCCACAGUGAUUCUUACAUGAGAGACAAGACGAUGCAGGCGACUAUCGCAUUCAACCAUUUUGGAGAGGGACUCAUCCAGAGAAUGCCAAGGUGCAGACAUGGCUACUUCCACGUCGUGAACAACGACUACACUCACUGGGAGAUGUACGCUAUAGGUGGAAGUGCAGAGCCCACCAUCAACAGCCAAGGCAACAGAUACCUUGCACCAGUCAAUCCUUUUGCAAAGGAGGUGACAAAGAGAGUCGACACAGCUGCAGGCAAAUGGAAGAGCUGGAACUGGAGAUCAGAAGGAGACCUGAUGCUGAACGGAGCUUACUUCACACCAUCCGGAGCUGGAGCUUCAGCCAGCUACGCUCGUGCUUCGAGUUUGGGUGCAAAGUCUUCCUCCAUGGUCGGAUCCAUUACUUCCGGUGCAGGGGCCCUUGGCUGCCGCCGUGGGCGGCAGUGCUAGCCUACCGCAUGAAAAAAAAGAGCAAAGAAAGAAGGUCUUCUUUCCCCGCCUUCUUUCUUUCUACAGAUUCCGAGCCUUACAGUAAUACUCCCUAUUUUCCCCGAUUUUUUAAAAUUCCCAUGCUUCAUUCACAUUGGCAAGUGUACAUUUUUUAUACAUGCCUGGACAUUCUCCAAUCACACACUCCAUUUCAUCAUCCCACCAUCACCACAUUAUUGUGCAACCUCGGCCUGAUUCAGUCGGAAAGAAUUAUCGUUGUUCUGGAAACAGGCGCGGAAGCGUUGUCCAAAAUCUCAUCCACCUCCAUCCCUGUCGUAACUGAGAAUAUAUAUCCAUCUAUAUAUAUAUAUAUAUGAAUAUCUGUUUAUCAUUAUUAUCCACAAAAAUUGUGGUUACCCUUUGAGAAUCUACCUUUCAUUUUGUUGUAUGGAGCCAUAUUAUAGUGUGAAUGUCCAAAACUUAGUGGUGAAGAAGAAAAGAAGGACUUAUGUAAUAGAUGAUGCAUAGUAUGUAAGUAGUGAGGUUCAAUGCAUUAUGAUUUUACUAUA
Salvia splendens (bonfire salvia) is the source of this 2014-nucleotide messenger RNA. Its product is annotated as probable pectate lyase 8. The record is from RefSeq and is a predicted model, not a curated record. Gene Ontology annotation, molecular function: pectate lyase activity. NCBI's taxonomy places the organism in Eukaryota, Viridiplantae, Streptophyta, Magnoliopsida, Lamiales, Lamiaceae. The transcript has 7 exons. The coding region runs from base 114 to 1466 and encodes 450 amino acids.